Molecule: messenger RNA, 474 nt
Organism: Prorocentrum cordatum
Lineage: Eukaryota; Dinophyceae; Prorocentrales; Prorocentraceae
Source: the annotation of a GenBank genome assembly
GCGCGACCGGAUGGUGCCUUCCGCCUCGCCGGCGGCUGCGGCGCCGCGCGCCUGCGCGCGGCGGCGGGCGGCAGCGUCGACGUGCUCGUCGUGGACGCGGCGGCGGAGGGCCUCGGCGGGCUGCACGCGCCGCCCCCGCCGUUCCGGACGCGCGGCUUCUGGAGGGCCGCGGCGCGCGCCGCGGCGCCGGGGGCGGUGAUCGCGCUGAACCUGGUGGGCGGGCGCGAGGAGGUCGAGGCGCUGCAGGAACUGGUCUCCCAGGAGCUGCGCGGCUGGAGCCUGCUCUGCCUGCCGCCGCCGCCGGGGGGCCUGGCGGACGCGCUGCACCUGGAGCAGCGGCUGCUCUUCGCCGCGGCGGGGCCGCUGGCCGAUGCGGACCAGUUGGCGCGCGCUGGGCUGUCGGGCACCGCGUGCGCCCUGGUGGACGAGCCUGGGGCGUGGCUGGAGCACUGGCGGAGGCACUCCGAGCGGUGA